Messenger RNA from Magallana angulata, 1864 nucleotides. Its product is annotated as testis-expressed protein 33-like. NCBI's taxonomy places the organism in Eukaryota, Metazoa, Mollusca, Bivalvia, Ostreida, Ostreidae. The transcript is spliced from 4 exons. The record is from RefSeq and is a predicted model, not a curated record. The coding region runs from base 75 to 1430 and encodes 451 amino acids.
CCCCUAGCAACAGAUUGAUUACACAUGGCCUUUCCUGGGAAAAGUUUCUAUACUUCAUAACUGUGCACAGAGGGAUGGCAGUUGCCAUGGAAUCACAGCAGCUACCUGCAAUAAAGCAACUUUCAGCACCAACAAAAAGUAAAAAAUCUGAAGCAAUGCCAAAACACAGUCUCUUUGGUACAGCUCUGGAAGUUUUUGACCCAGAGGAGCGUGAAGCAAUAAAUAAAAUUGACCUCAAAACACAGAGAAUACCAAGUGGUCGAAAACAUGUACAGCGUUAUGUUGUUCCUGAGUUUAUUAAAAAUCACUUAAAAGGAAAAACCAUUGCCAUUGAGAAAACUAAAAAGGAGAUAGAAAAGCAAAAGUCUGCUGUUGAAUCAGCCAGAAAAUCUUUACAAGAAGCUGAGGAGAGUGCCAAGAAAUUUAAAAUGGAUGUUUACGAGGGAAUGAGGGAGGGGGAUCCAACUCCCCGGCAACAGUUGCUGAUGUCCAUGGAAGCCUCGAACAUGCUCAAACAAAUGAACAGAGUAGGACUCAAUGACAGAAACAGUUACAAUAGGGAUAAAUAUGGCCCUAAGCCCAGUGUGCAUAGUUAUAGCUUGAUGGGAGAUGUCAUGCGUCCAAGAAACAUGGAACUUCCAACCCGAAGGGAAAACUCAGAAUAUCCAAUGAAAUUAAAGGAAAAGAAAGAAAAAAUAGAAACAGUGCUCCCGCUUGGACCCGAGGACACGAACCAGUCUGCAAGAGGUUCUUCUCGCAGAAGCCUCCCCUUGGAUUUGCCAGAAAAUAUCCGCCAUCAGUUCGGAAGCAAAGUCUGCGAUUCUUUACUCAGUGACGAAAAAGUGGUUGAGAAAACCAUGCAAAAGCAGCAAGAGGACAAAGACGCUGCAUACCGAGUCCGUAAACCGGUUUCGGUUCCAACCAUCGAAAAGAACCUCAAACCAGAUUAUGAACAGUUAGGAAAUUUCAUGAGGAUGAACAUGUUUCCUGGAUAUAACAUCAACCACAAAAUCAGCACCACUAAAUCAACAUUCACAGACUCCGUACACCUCCAGCGUGUUCCUGACCCAGAUAAAUGGAGGUACCAGCGAGAUGAACUUAGUACUUGGGCAGAAUUCAACAUUAUAAACGAACGCAUGAAAAAAAGCUGGAAUGAUUAUCUCUCGAGUCAACCCAAAGCAGAAGUCAACUGGAGUAGAAAUGCUGCACCGAAACCCAAACCUCAACCUGAUCCACCUAAACCAAAACCAGUGAAAAAGAAACCAGCUCAAAAACAAGAAAACCCUUCAAAACCAGAAUUUGAGGAGAUUGUGUUCAAAACACCCCCUAUAACUCCCCCUCCUGAUCAAGGGCCUGUUAAACUGGCCCCCAAAGCAAAAAAAGACAAUGAAUUUUGGGAUUUUUAUGAUAAAGGAGGAAAAGAUUCAUAAUUUUAUGCAUAUUUUUCAAAAGAGUUUUUUUUAUAUAUGUAUUCAAUGUUACAGUAUUAUCUUCUAAUCAUUUCUUGAGACCCCCCCCCCCCUAAUUCCUUCCCUCUCCCCAAAAAUGAUUAUAUUUACUGGUAAGUUUAUAGCCAUGCCCAUAAGAUAUGAAUGCACUAGUUUUUUAUGAAUAGUGAUUUUAAAUUUCUUAAGAUGUGUAUAAGUUAGAGAUUAUUUAUUAAAAAUAUUUGGGUUGCCCCAUCAUUAACAAUCCUUUAGGAGGCAUAAAUAUAUACAUGUAUAUGUAUGAAGGUGUUAUAUUUUUGUUAAUUGUUUAUCAUUACUGCAUAUCUCGGUUCUAUACUUAUGUUGUCAAAUAUAAUCUUGUCAUGAUUGUUUUUUAUUUGUUUUUUUUUCUUUGUGAAUAAAGAAAUUAUACAAGA